Molecule: messenger RNA, 1671 nt
Organism: Aspergillus nomiae NRRL 13137
Lineage: Eukaryota; Fungi; Ascomycota; Eurotiomycetes; Eurotiales; Aspergillaceae
Exons: 2
Coding region: 1-1671 (556 amino acids)
Source: RefSeq, a predicted model, not a curated record
AUGGAGGUAACAACGUUGGCUGCAAUGAUGCGGCAGCAGUUUGAUGACCUCAACCAGAACAUCAACCAGCGGGUCGACAACCUACAGGAGUCCUUGAACACGCGAGUGGACAACUUGCAGUUUAUCCUGUUUCAGCAGAAAAAUGAGCUGCACGAUGCCUUGGCCAGACGUAUCGAUGAGACCAUGGAAAGGCGGUCCACAGAGUUGACCAGGCAUAUAGACGAGACCAUAGACCGGCGGUCCACGGAGUUACAGGAGACCUUGCUUCAGCGCUCGAGCCAGUUAGAGGAUUCACUUGCUCAACGUUCGAAACAGUUAGAGGAAUCGCUUGUCCAACGCUCAAACCAGUUGGAAGAGUCACUCCUCCAACGGUCAAAUCAAAUACAUCAAGCUAUGCUCCAACGCACCAACGAGCUGGAUACCACCCUCAUUCAACGAAACAACGAGUUCCAAGAAGCCCUGACUAGGCGAAUGGAUGAGACUCUGCUUCAACGGUCCAAUGAGUUACAAGGCUUUUUGGCUCAACGUUUGGAUGACACUAUGAUCCAGCGAACAGAGACGUUGCAGAAGAACUUGGUUCAGGAGAUGGUCAAGUUCUAUAAAAGUGUCAUUCAACCGCAGUUUCAUCGAAUAAACAAGGACCUCGCAGCUCGUGAUAAAGAUAUUAAGCGAGAGUUCCAGAGUGUCAACGAGCGAUUCAAUCGCGUGGAUGCCAGGUUCCAUACCUUGGAGAUGGAUAUGAAAGGAGAAUUCAAGAAUGUCAGCAAACGGUUUACUCAUAUGGAGAACCGGUUCGAUAGAGUUGAGACCAAGGUCGAUCAACUGGAAGUCAGGAUGGGCAGCGUCGAAGCCAAAGUGGGUCAACUGGAAACCAGGCUGGAUAGGAUCGAAACCAAGGGGGAUCGUUUGGAGGUCCAGAUGGGUAAUUUUGAGAGAAUCCUCCGGAACUCCAAAAUCGCCUUCCUCAACCAGCGUAUCCUUCCGAUACAGAUGUAUAACCAGGAAGGAUCACCAAUACCUAUCCCAGUAGCCUCUCUUCCCACUACGGCACUGGCGUUCUAUCACCUGAAGGAGAGCAAACAUUGGUCCAAGUUGAGGAACCUCAUCGAAUACUAUCAACUGCAAGAAGAGGCAAUCCAGGCAACUGCAGAUUAUGAUGACUCAUUCGCAGGCACUAAGCUGAAGUAUACAGAACAGGAGCUGGAGCGCGCUAUCUCGUCAAACGCAUGGGGCGUUGUUGUUGUAUUAGGUGGACGUAUUGGUAUUGACUGUGAUGCACUCCAUGACCGAGUCAUACAGGUACAAUUCCAUUCACAGAAAAACGUUUCAUCUAAGCGAGACGCAAGCGAUAUGAGCACAAGCAAGCGGGCCGCCAAAACACAUUGCCCAUUGUCCGACCGAGUCCGACCUGUCUCUGGAGCACAACAAGACACAGAUGUACGUGAGCCAUCUGUCGUUAGCAGGAUAUAUAGUGAGGUUGACUCAGAGAAGUUCAAGCAGUCUCUUGACCCCCGAAUUUGGGGUAACGAGCCCCUCGUUACGCCUGUCUCAAAACAUGACUUGAACUGUUCUGAGUCAAAAGGCGGUUCCAAUUAUUCUCUCUUCUACGGUGACACGGAGAUUGCGAGGUCUUCAUCGCAGCAAACAGAGACAGAGUCCGUCGAGGAAUGA